Messenger RNA from Caenorhabditis briggsae, 1017 nucleotides. RefSeq names its product Protein CBR-CEH-20 (gene Cbr-ceh-20). NCBI's taxonomy places the organism in Eukaryota, Metazoa, Nematoda, Chromadorea, Rhabditida, Rhabditidae. Gene Ontology annotation, cellular component: nucleus. Gene Ontology annotation, molecular function: DNA-binding transcription factor activity, RNA polymerase II-specific; RNA polymerase II cis-regulatory region sequence-specific DNA binding. Bases 1 to 1017 code for a protein of 338 amino acids. The transcript is spliced from 4 exons. The record is from RefSeq and is a predicted model, not a curated record. Gene Ontology annotation, biological process: animal organ morphogenesis; regulation of transcription by RNA polymerase II; embryonic organ development.
AUGGUGGGUACAAAUCCGAACAAUCUCACUGAACUACUGGAUGCUGUUCUUAAGAUAAACGAGCAAGCACUGGAUGACAAUGAUAGUACCAAAAAAAAUGAACUUCAAUGCCAUCCAAUGCGACAAGCUCUGUUUGAUGUUCUAUGUGAGACAAAGGAGAAAACAGUGUUAUCAGUUCGUAAUCCAGUUGACGAGGCUCCAGAAGAUCCACAACUAAUGCGUCUGGAUAAUAUGUUAGUGGCUGAAGGCGUCGCAGGUCCAGAUAAAGGAGGGUCGUUGGGAAGUGAUGCGAGUGGUGGAGAUCAAGCAGAUUAUAGACAGAAGCUUCAUCAGAUUCGGGUCGUCUAUAAUGAAGAGUUGAGGAAAUAUGAAGAGGCUUGCAACGAGUUCACUCAACACGUUCGAUCUCUUCUGAAGGAUCAAUCACAACUUCGUCCGAUUGCACAAAAAGAAAUCGAGAGAAUGGUUUAUAUCAUUCAACGAAAGUUCAGUGGAAUUCAAGUUCAGCUGAAACAAUCCACAUGUGAAGCUGUUAUGAUUCUCCGCAGCCGUUUCUUGGAUGCUCGCAGGAAACGAAGAAAUUUCUCGAAACAAGCGACAGAAGUUCUGAAUGAGUACUUCUAUGGACACCUCUCCAAUCCAUACCCAUCAGAAGAGGCUAAAGAGGAUCUGGCCAGACAGUGUAAUAUUACGGUAUCACAAGUUUCGAAUUGGUUCGGAAACAAAAGAAUUCGAUACAAGAAGAAUAUGGCAAAGGCUCAAGAAGAAGCAAGUCUUUAUGCAGCCAAAAAAAAUGCUCAUGUGGCAUUAGGUGGAAUGGCUGGAAAUCCAUACGGAAUGCUUCCCGGAGCAGCUGCUGCUGCUGGAUUGUUGAACCCAUAUGGACCAAUGAAUAUCCCAGGACAAGAUGCUUUGCAUAUGGGAAUGCCUCCAUUCGAUUUAUCUGUAUAUAACCCACAAUUGAUGGCCGCUGCUCAAUACCAACAACAAAUGGACAACACUGACGCAAAACCAUAA